Messenger RNA from Mauremys reevesii (Reeves's turtle), 2258 nucleotides. It is a transcript of the gene NOXRED1, whose product is annotated as NADP dependent oxidoreductase domain containing 1. The transcript is spliced from 7 exons. Gene Ontology annotation, molecular function: pyrroline-5-carboxylate reductase activity. The record is from RefSeq and is a predicted model, not a curated record. Gene Ontology annotation, biological process: L-proline biosynthetic process. NCBI's taxonomy places the organism in Eukaryota, Metazoa, Chordata, Testudines, Geoemydidae. The coding region runs from base 761 to 1879 and encodes 372 amino acids.
UCCUUGCUCACACUACUGUAGUCAAUAGAGCUACUCAGGGAAGUAACGGCCGCAGGAUCAGGCUCUGUCUUUUUGUGAUGUUAUAAACAGAGCAGUUUGCUUAUAAUUGGAGUCUGGCGUGGUGCUACAGGUCUGCUGCGGAUGGAAGGCAUCUUUGGCCAUAAUCAGCCUCCCCUAUUCAGUGGGUACUUUGCCUGAAUAAGCAGUGCUGGAGAAAGCCUUAGGAACACGCCUUCCCUGCUAUAUAUUCUUUGUGUAGUCAGGGCUGUUUUCAGAAUCAGUUUCAGGUGGGCACAGUUAACAGUACCCAGCCCUUGGGAGGAGAGGAGGAGGUGCCUUAUGUUGCUCAGCAACCCCCGAUAUUGGCCACUCAAGCAAUGACUGACUCCAGCCCUUCUUGAUUAGAAGAAUGGGUCAGCCUUCGGUUAGGCCAACUGGUGCAAUAAGCUAUCUGCUUCACUAAAACAGGCCUGACUGUUGCCUGGCUUGAAGAAGCUGUUUACCCAAUGUCUAAAGAAGCCCUGCUGUUGUCAAAUGAACUGAAAUGGUGACUUCCUGAUAUGGGUCCGAGCCUGGAAGAUGCUGAGCACUUCCAUUUCGCUUGGAGUCAAGGGUGAUCAGAACUUUGUCUAAAAUUGGGAACCACCAGAGGGCCCAAGCUUACAGUGUCCUGUGUUUGCGUUGUGAUGUGCUCUGCAGUGAGACUGCAUGCUGUUCCUGUGGAAACCCCGGGUGGCUCUGGUUGUCACGUGGGGCCACGAUGUCAGAUAUCAUGGUGAAUUUGAAGUCCUUUCAGUCUGAGCAUGCGGUGGAAGAAAGUGAGCAGCCCUUGCUGUGUUUAAGAAGCCGCUGCAAGGGGAUGAUGGUGAAUGCAUGCGCCCAUGCUGUCUUCUUCUGCAAGCUGCUCCAUACCCUCAGGCAGAAAGAGAGUGGGAAGGUUUCACUGAUUGCCUCCCAGGAAUCCAUGGGUGAAGGCCUGAAGGUUGGAAUUAUUGGUGGAGGCCACAUUGGGAAGCAGCUGGCCAGGGCACUACUGGAGCUGAGUGGCAUUUUGGCUCAGAAUAUCCACAUCUCCACCAGGAGGCCAGAGACUCUGUCAGAGUUCCAGCAGCUUGGAGUCGAAUGUUUUUAUGACAAUGGCCAGCUCGUGGCCUGGGCAGACAUUGUGUUUCUUUGUUGCCUCCCAUCUCAUCUACAGCACAUCUGCUCAGGAAUUCGUGCUGCUCUCCGGGAACCCUGCAUUGUGUACAGCCUGGUCACUGCUGUCCCGCUGCCCAGGUUGAAGCAACUCCUUUCCUACAGUGCCAUCCUGAGGCCACAGUACCAAUGCACUAGCAGGAACUUAGGAACUUUGUGGGGAACAAAUGGGACAAUCAUAGCUGCACUCCAAGACCCUAUUGUUAUCCAGGCUACCUGUCCCUGUAGCCCCAAAGAAAGAAUUGCUGUCACUGGCAAGUGGUUGGAGGCCGUUUUCUAUGCAGCCCUGAACAGCUGUAUGUGGCGGCACCUGCCCCACCAGCGCGCACUGAAGUUACUGAAUGACGUAUGUUUCCCUGAGCACUGCCCCAUCUGUGCAGAGCAGAAGACCUCCUGCCCACGGUUUGUGUGUGGGAACUUUGUCAACCAAACGUUUGUCUCCUCCCUGACUCAAGAGGACACCUUCCCCUGGUUUGACCUGACAACUGUACAAAUGAAGGAGUCUCCCUUCAGUCAGCUCCUAGCAAGGAGUGUGCUUCUCCAGAACCAUCUUACUUUGUUGUACUGUACCUCCUUUGGAGUUUUGCUUGCAAAGAGUGGAGGGAUGGCCAGCAGUGGCCUCUGGCAGCAGAAUAUCUUCUCUUUCUGCUGCAGCAGAUCCCAGUAUGGUGCUGGAUCAUGAGUCAAUGUCCACCCACAACUGCUAUUGAUGUGACUUGGAAAGAAGACCCAGGGGAUGUUCCUAACACUGAUUCUGAAGCUUCAUACAGUAUAACCACGGUGUGAUUCCAAAACCUCCAGGGAUGGAACUGCUUUGCUAAAGUUUAAUGCUGAAGAGAACUGUGGCAGAGAUUAAGACCCCUUUCCUACCAGUUCCCAUUGUAGGAUCCAUAUGGUUGUGUGUGGUGGAGGAAUGUACUGUGAGGACUUGUCCUGCAGUGGAAAGGAAAAAGCUGGAAUGGCAUGUAAACCUUUACCUGACCAUCACCCACAGCACAAACCAACUACAAAGUAGUAGGCAAAUUAAACAGUGAAAUCAAAUAGCAUUCCUGACUCAUAAU